AUGAGUGAGUCUCCGAGUCAGAAACAGAAGGUUAGCAAGGCUGAUGAGUCGUCCGAGUCCGGAAUUUUCGACGAGCGGGUUCUCGUCCUUGUUUUCGAGUCUUUAAAAUGGGACAUUCGAGACCUCUGCGCGACUGCGUCGGUUAACCAUAAACUCCGUGCCGUCUCGAAACGGCUUCUUUGGAGGGAACUAUGCUUGUAUCGCGCACCGCGAAUGAUAGCUUCAUUGAUGGGUGGUGUGCCUAACAGCCGGAUUUGCGGCGGAUGGCAGUCGAUCGCGAAAUUACUAUUUUUCUGCUGCGGAUGUGAGUCGAGUCGGUAUUUUAGACUGAGUCAACCCUUGCAGGGUCAUUUCGUGAAGGAGUCCCGGUUUUCGAAGACUUCGGGUCAGAGCUUUUUGGCGAAGAAAUGCAGAGGAGAUGUACUGUAUCUGAGCGACCCAUGUGAGCAUCCAGCGAGGGGCAAAGAGUACGAUUUAGGUAUUUAUAGAGGGGUAUUUCGGGAAUUUAAAAAGUCGAGGACCCGGGAUUAUUUGAUAAACCGCCGGGUGGAGUUUGAGGAGAAAAUCCGAUGUCCUUAUUGUGGGACUCGGGUCUGGAGUAUGACCGCGGCUCGGCUUGUGCCCAAGAAGAGUGCGGCUAGGAGGCUCGGCUCGCACGAUGAGGGAUUAGAGUAUUUCGUGUGCCUGAAUGGGCACUUGCACGGGACAUGUCUGCUGGUGCCUCUAUCGUCCGAUGAAGAUGAAGAUGAAGAUGAAGCUGAUGAUGAUGAGAGUGGUGAUGAUUUGGACGGUCAGUAG
Messenger RNA from Fraxinus pennsylvanica, 798 nucleotides. NCBI's taxonomy places the organism in Eukaryota, Viridiplantae, Streptophyta, Magnoliopsida, Lamiales, Oleaceae. The record is from the annotation of a GenBank genome assembly.